Molecule: messenger RNA, 1793 nt
Organism: Hordeum vulgare subsp. vulgare (domesticated barley)
Lineage: Eukaryota; Viridiplantae; Streptophyta; Magnoliopsida; Poales; Poaceae
Product: ruvB-like 2
Exons: 2
Coding region: 139-1566 (475 amino acids)
Biological process (GO): chromatin remodeling; regulation of transcription by RNA polymerase II; box C/D snoRNP assembly
Cellular component (GO): Ino80 complex; NuA4 histone acetyltransferase complex; Swr1 complex
Molecular function (GO): DNA helicase activity; ATP hydrolysis activity; ATP binding
Source: RefSeq, a predicted model, not a curated record
CUUCCCCCCCGCCUUCAUAUAUCUCCACCUGACCGGCGACUGCUAAACCCUAGCUCGUUCCCCUUCUCGUCCUAAACCUUUCGCCCCCAUCUCCGGGCAACAUCUAAGCAGCGGCGGCGGCGGCGGCGGGAGGUGAUCAUGGCGGAGCUGAAGCGGCUGUCGGAGAGCCGCGACCUAACCCGCAUCGAGCGCAUAGGCGCGCACUCCCACAUCCGUGGGCUGGGGCUGGACUCCUCCAUCGAGGCCCGCGAUGCCUCGGAGGGGAUGGUCGGCCAGCUCCCCGCGCGCCGUGCCGCUGGACUCAUCCUCCAGCUCAUCCGCCAGGGGAAGAUCGCCGGCCGCGCCGUCCUCCUCGCCGGGCAGCCAGGGACCGGCAAGACCGCCCUCGCCAUGGGCAUCGCCAAGUCGCUCGGCGCUGAGACGCCAUUCGCCUCCGUCGCUGCCUCCGAGCUCUUCUCCCUCGACCUCUCCAAGACCGAGGCUCUCACCCAGGCGUUCCGCCGCGCCAUUGGCGUUCGCAUCAAGGAGGAAGCGGAGAUCAUUGAGGGCGAGGUCGUUGAGAUCUCAAUCGACCGCCCUGUCUCCGCCAGUAGCAGCUCGGGCAUACCUUCAGGUGCUGCCGCGGCCGGGAAGACUGGGAGGCUCACGCUGAAGACCACGGACAUGGAGACGGUGUAUGAGCUGGGUGGGAAGAUGAUUGAGGCCCUGGGGAAGGAGAAGGUACAGAGCGGGGAUGUGAUUGCGCUCGACAAGGCCUCUGGGAAGGUUACUAAGCUUGGCCGCUCCAUCGGGAGGUCACGGGAUUAUGAUGCCGUUGGUUCGCACACCAAGUUUGUCAAGUGCCCCGAAGGAGAGCUCCAGAAGCGCAAGGAGGUUAUGCACUGCGUUACCUUACAUGAGAUUGAUGUCAUCAAUAGCAGGACACAAGGCUUCCUUGCACUCUUCACUGGUGACACUGGUGAGAUUCGUGCAGAGGUUAGGGAGCAGAUUGACACAAAAGUUGCCGAGUGGAGAGAGGAAGGGAAGGCUGAGAUUGUUCCUGGUGUUCUGUUUAUCGAUGAAGUCCACAUGCUAGACAUCGAGUGUUUCUCCUUCCUGAACCGUGCUUUGGAGAAUGACAUGGCUCCGAUCCUCGUUAUUGCGACGAAUCGAGGCAUUACAACCAUACGCGGGACCAAUUACCGGUCACCACAUGGUAUACCGACCGAUUUCCUCGACCGCCUCUUGAUCAUCACGACACAGCCAUACUCGGCGGAGGAGAUCCGGAAGAUCUUAGACAUCAGGUGCGAGGAAGAAGACGUUGAAAUGUCUGCCGAGGGCAAGGAUCUGCUCACGAAGAUUGGUACCGAGACCUCGCUCAGGUACGCGAUCCAGCUUAUCACUUCUGCCGGCCUGGCCUGCCAGAAGCGCAAGGGCAAGGUGGUGGAGAUGGAGGACAUAAGCCGGGUGUACCACCUGUUUCUGGACGUGAAGAGAUCGACACAGUUCUUGAUCGACAGCCAGAGUGACUACAUGUUCAGUGAAGUGCAAGGGGAUUCAGAUGGGGAUGACGCCAUGCAGCCCUAGACGGGAAUUUUUGCAAUGUAACUGUGGGUUGGUUUGUAUGGCUCGUGUAUCUUGUGGAUUCUGCUUGCUCGUUUAGAUUAGUGUUAAGCGUGAGAUGAUUUUACCUGAAGGCACGGUUGAUGGGUGCUGUGAGCUAUGUUAACGGCUGUAACCGGUGACUUCACAGUUGAGUGUAUCCUGAGGAAUCUUCCGUCUCAGGCUUGUCCGUUCAGUUCUUUUCCAUUUUU